Lineus longissimus is the source of this 5708-nucleotide messenger RNA. RefSeq lists its product as uncharacterized. The record is from RefSeq and is a predicted model, not a curated record. Gene Ontology annotation, cellular component: CD40 receptor complex; external side of plasma membrane. Lineage: Eukaryota; Metazoa; Nemertea; Pilidiophora; Heteronemertea; Lineidae. Bases 319 to 1704 code for a protein of 461 amino acids. The transcript has 8 exons. Gene Ontology annotation, biological process: positive regulation of blood vessel endothelial cell migration; defense response to virus; cellular response to tumor necrosis factor. Gene Ontology annotation, molecular function: antigen binding.
UUCAUAUCACAUAAAAUUGUCUUGAAGAUCGGUUAUGAGUAAUCAAUCCAAUAAGGUGUGAAAUCCAGUUGACCUGAAACUGUUGUCAAUUUGUGGGAGAAAUAAAAAGGAAUUCAGAAUAAUUGGAUAGAAACGGUGUGUGGUCAUCUUUGGAGCUGGAGGACACUGAAAGUCAAAACUAAAGCUUCUUUGGAAGAAAGACAUAAUUUGCGUGAUCACGGAGCUCGAUUCUUAAAUCAGUCUCACAUUGGAAUAUUAUUGCGUAUAAAAGAACGAACUAGGUUGAGACAAACAAAGAGACUAUUCAUAGCAUUGACCAUGCAUUACAUCUCCAUCAUACCGUUUUUGGUGGCCACUGCAUGCCUAGUAGAAGCAGGUCCAGUUUGCCCCCCUGGUACAAAGCGAUAUUACAACCAGAAAAUCGACAAAGAGGUGUGUUGCAUGGAUAUUCAUUGCCAUCGUGGGGAGCAGCCAGAACCUUGUGACCUGUCAUCGACCACCCCAAGCUGCCGUCCCUGCCCUGAAGGCACUUAUCAGCCACUAGGAAGAUUAUUGAGUGACAGAACCUACAGCAACUGCCGCAUGAAAAAAGCAUGCGACUUCCCAAUCGACAAAGGAACCCCCUACAGAGAUGCGAAGUGCGGCUGUCCCCCGGAUAAGUGGGAUUCCGGAGACGGUAUGUGUUUCCCCAGACCAUUCUGCUCACCAGGAUACGGCCAAACUACUUCAGGUGUCUGCGAGAGAUGUACGGAUGGGACAACGUACUCAGAUGAAAACAGCAACACAGCAAACUGCAAGGUUGUGACAAAUUGCGAGGCUAAGGGUCGAUGUACGCUGACCACUGCAACCAUUGAGUCAGAUAGUGUGUGCGGUACUAAAACCAUCGAUCUAAGACGUUGCCAGAUUACCCAAAAGCCAACGAAAUCAACAGAGCCAUAUAAUCAGAGUACAACAGGUCGUCCGACAAAACCCUUGUCCACCAAUCCAAAGAUAUUAUCAACAGAAAACACGACCAUAAUUGUUUUCGCAGUUUUAGGAGGCCUUAUACUUAUAGCAAUUUUAGUGUUUUUUGUUGUGUACUCUGUUAAAAGAAGGAAAAGCAAGAAUCUUAGUCUCCAAGCCCUACAUGUAAAUUACGCGGAAAAGAUUUCGAAGGUUGCAGAUGUCCAAGUCAAACCAAUCAAAGAAGGAGUCUUCCAGAUUGUUGAAGACUUCUUGGCAGAAACUGCUCCUGAUCAGUGGGUAACUCUUGGAGGCCUCCUUCUUGGGAACGCCUUUGAUGAGAAAAGGGAUGAGAUAAGCGGGAACGAUAUCUCCGAUUCAGAAAAAAUGAGGGAGAUGCUUGGCGAAUGGAAGGAACGAUGUCAAACAGAAGGUCCAGAUCUCGAAUUUCUGUUCAAGUCAAUGUACAGUAAAAAAACAAGGGAGAUCUAUAAAUUCAAAGCUGUGAUUGAUGACAUUGAGAAAGAGUAUGGGACAACGAUUGGAGUUGCAGUUACACUCCCCAACAAUUAUAAUUGCAAUAAUUGUGUCACGUUUAGGUUUCCAUGCUUGAAAUAUCAUGACGACGAUGGAAGUGAAUACAUAAGCAGCACUGGUGGGCUCUUGGGGGUGAAAGACUAUGAUGAAGUUAAGACACCAAUUAGGGGGAGUGAAAAUCUACUGUGUGUGGGUGAACCAGAGCAAUUCGUUUCUACCGUUUAGAGUGAUACCGGUAUCAAAUGACUUCCUGUGUUACUAUACAAAAAAAAUACAUAAACAAAUACACAUGUAUAAUAUGUACCAAAAAUAACAAAAAAGUGUCCUCAAAGCUACAAAAAAGCAAAAUUCAUAAUGCUUUUCAGCAUCAAUCAUUGCUCAAAAUUGUAAACAGCUAAAUAAUAGAAAUUGUGAGUAAUAGAAAUUUCAUAUUAAAGUUAUAUCAUUUAUAAAUAUUGAUACUAAUUAUAUUUAAAAAGUAUAGUAUAUAUAGUAUAUAUAUUUUAUUCAAGUGUCAUCUGUUUCACGAUACAGCCAGCCUUAUUUAGGCUUAUAAGACACAUUAUAUAAGCUUACAUAGUAGUUUACGGACCAAAAGUUUACUUUAAAUUUGCUUCUACCUACAAUAUAUUAUACAUGUAUAUUUCUUAUCGCAAGCGCUUUGAUACCAUAGUUCGCAACAUAUUUCAUUACGUUUGGAUUACUCAGCAUAACUUUUAUUUUCUCAUUGUCUGCUAGUCCUUUUAAGUCUUUUACUAUAGUUGAAAUCAUUUCGUACAUUAUUGUACGUUGUGUACAAUAUGCGGGGCAGUGGCACAGGAAAUGCACCUCAUCUUCUACUUUAUCAUUAUCACAUUUUGAACACGUCCUUUGCUCUACCGGAAAACCGCGGUAUCGUCCAAGUUCCAAGUUGAUUGGGAAAGUUCCAUUGCGCAGUUUAACUAAAGUUGACCGUUCAGCACCGUUUAACGGUUUCAGUAGAUAGUCCUCGGCGGCGAAAUUAUCCUUCAAGAGUUUGUAUGUCCUUAAUUUGGGCAUUUUUGACACAUUUUCCUUCCAGGUCAUAUUAUACGCGAUUAAUAGUUCUUUUUUAACGUCACUCAAAAUCCUUUUGACAUUUGGCACUGUCAUCACACUUCUCGCUAAGUUCUGGAAGUAGUCCAUAUUAACAGAGGAGAAAAUAGUUUUCAUGGAUUUGCACCAUGUCUAUUUUCCUCUACUAAGUUUAUAAUCCCAUCCGAAUACACGUUAAGUUAGCCUCUCUUCUGUCAUAUUUGCCAAUCUAAACCAUAAUCUAACCAUUUCGAGAUGGUGUCGAACAUUGACUGGCGUCCAACCCAUAUCACCUUCGAUGCUUGGGAGCGCUGAGAGCUUGCCUGUACCAGGGAAAGUACGCAUAGCGCGGAAAUGAACUACGUUUGUCUUUUGGUAACUUUUGAACCCCCAUACGCCGGUCGCGUAAUCCAUUAUUGGAAUCACUGUAGCGUCGUAAAGCUUAGAGUACGUCUUAUAUGAAAAUCCUCCCGUGGAAUAAUGUUUCGCUAACCAGACCACCAAGUGCUUUCCCGGCGGACGCUGCCAGCGUCGUGGAGCAUUGCGUAAAAUCUAACGAAUAAUAUAUUUCAAGCCCGAGAUAUUUGUAGGAGUUCACUAUUUCCAGAUUCACCUUGAAAGUCAAAACUGAAUUCAGUUUGCGGCUGCGCUUGAUUACAUUAUAUUACAUUAUAUAUAUUAUAUCAAUUGUUGAAUUUCGGUUUUUGAUAUGAUCUGAAUUUCUGAUGAAUUUCAGUGUCAGUUGCUACUGUUCGAAUUUGUGUAAGAUUUGAACCUGUAAGUUUAUCUUAUAAAAUAAUAUCUACGUACAGUUUUGAAUCCAACAGUAGCCUUUCUUAAUAAUCCAUUCAUGGAUGAAGUCAGGAAAAAGUUAUACUGAAUGUCCUCUCGUAUAACAUCCUCUAACUUCUAACAUUUGACAUUUGACCCCAGCAUUUCACACUCAUGUUUUCGAGAUUUUUUCAAAUUCCAUAGUCAAGUUGAAUAUUUUUUGGAAAGGGCUGGCUGCCUUAAUCCCCAUCCAAGAGGCCUUAGAGGAUGUUAUACGGCAGUAUUCCAGUAUUCCAGUAUAUAAUUAUCUUUAUCACACAUCAUCAUUCCACGAGUUUCAUCGCAAUACGCGAUAUCUGUUUCUGCCGUUUUGGGAAAAAUUAUUUUAAAGUUUGGAAUUAGCUGAAAAUGCAUGGACAUUUUUUAUCGUAAAUUUUUUUUGAUUACCAACUGCUCUAAAAUUAUGAGGACUAAUUAGAUUUCAAAUUGGCAUUGGUCAAAUUGGUUAACUCCAAAAUGUUGGAUAUGGCGCAUGUCGCGUUUUGCAAUGAAUCUCGAACCAGAAAAUAUUUGUAUAUUUUUUUAAAAUGAUCUGAUAUGAUCAGAUAUUUAUUGUAGAUAUGCAAAACCUGUACAUAUGUAUUUAUGUCCUUUUUCAUGUUUAUACAUUUCUAUAAUAAGCUAAAUGAAGAAACCAUUUCAAUAACAUGGUGGGACAGGAUAUUUUGAAUAAUAAUAUUUUUAAAUAAUAUUUACUAGUAACAUGAGUAAUGAACAAAAAUGGGGAAAAUUUGAUUCAUUUCAAAAUUGGUUUCAGUGCAAUAUUAAAACAAGCAUUCGAAAUUCCUGCUACUUAACUAAGCAUAAAACUAAAGGAAUUUUCGAAAGUCAUAACUAAUCCCCACCUGCCAGGUUUUAUAUUUUGUACAGAGGUUUUUCAUUUAGCAAUAGCAUGAAAUGCUGUCGAUAUAUAUAACAUAGUGAACAGGCUGCAAUGUCAACUGGGCAAUUCUGUUGCAACAUGUUUUGAAAGAAAAAUGUCUGUUUUUAAUAUACAUGUAUAUUGAACAAGACAAACUCGACUAAAUUCCCUUAAUAAUUUUUUAUUAUGAUAAUUGUCUAAUUUAUUUUGCAAUGGCUUAAACAACUUUUGCAUGGCCUGAACUCUUUACAUGUAUUUUGGUUAUGAAGGAAACUUAAGAAAGGAUGCACCUAGUCGUAUGAUGUUGAAAAUGAUAAAAUGGACACACAGAAAUUGAAUUAGAAAAACAUUUGAAAUGAAUAUGAAAAUACCACAUUUGUUUACCUAGCAGUUUGUUUUCAUAAAUUACAUGAUUGUGACAAUUUCCUCAAGACGUAGACAUUCCUACCAAUCUACCAUGAAUGUCAACAGAAUUUGUCCAGAUUAACUGAACGGUUAUAUUGUUAUCAGCUUUAAAAAAAAAUCGAAAAUGUUCAUGUAUGUGGAAAUUAACUGUAUUUGUUUACACAAUGUUUUGUACCUGAUACCAAAUUAUUUUGCUGCGAUUAUUCAAUGUUUGCCAAAAAUCACGAGUCACUAAAAGAUUUUUUCCUUUCGAAAUUUGCAUAAUUUGUGCCAAAAUUUUAUUCAUUUUUACUCGAUUAAUUCCCAAUUUAAGGGAUAUUUCAAAUUACCUAGUAUCAGUUACCGUAAGAAUUAGAUACUGAAUUUGUAAGAUUAGCUGGGGGAAUUCAUUAACGGUUAUCCUAAACAACGUUUAUCAGAGUACACCAGGUUUAAAGUUAUCAAAACAAAUAUUUAGUAUUCAUAAAGAAAAUAAGUGUGCCAUCUUUACACACUUCCCAAAUUUCAUGACAUCUGGGUAUAAGAAAAUGAGUUUGUUGUCUGAAAUCACAAGCGUCCAGCAACAUUGAAAGCCACAGCACGUCUUCCAAGUCGACUCCUGGAGAUGGUCGGCCGGCUGUGCUUGUAGAUGCUCGGGACGUACAUUUGAGCAAACAGCUCUCUCAUCUUGGUAAUUUUUCUGAGGAAAAUAUUUGGUGAAUUUUGCAGGGGGAAUAGAAUUAGAAGCAAAGCUGUGAGGUUUUUGUCAAUUUUGCCUGAUUGAAAUUUACAAACUCUAUUUGUUUAAAAUGUCUUGAUGUGAUCGAGCAUGUGUUCAAACAAUAAUGCAUUUUGGCCUGUAAUCUGUAAGGAGGUGCUAGUGUUUUUUUAUCUGUUAGUUUCGUUUUCUCUCCCAAUAUUCUCGAACAGUUGUCUUUUGUUGUCAUUAAUUAUUACCUUUGUCUGUUGGUUUAAUAAAUGAUUUCCACAUUUUCAUGAACAACAAUACCCUUGUUCUUGUCACUCUCUUUGAAUUUCCAUCAGAAAAGCUACUGACAGGGCUGAAGGAGACAAGCCAAACAGACAAAUACAAUUUUGG